Molecule: messenger RNA, 5563 nt
Organism: Spinacia oleracea (spinach)
Lineage: Eukaryota; Viridiplantae; Streptophyta; Magnoliopsida; Caryophyllales; Amaranthaceae
Product: E3 ubiquitin-protein ligase KEG
Exons: 16
Coding region: 300-5156 (1618 amino acids)
Biological process (GO): defense response; late endosome to vacuole transport; abscisic acid-activated signaling pathway
Cellular component (GO): trans-Golgi network; early endosome
Molecular function (GO): ubiquitin-protein transferase activity; protein binding; protein kinase activity
Source: RefSeq, a predicted model, not a curated record
UUUCUCUCUCUUCUUCUCUGGAUGGUUUGUCUUCCUAAACUUUGCAAAUUUUCUCUACUACUUCUCUCUACUACCUGAUCACCACAACAGUAGUAUCAACAAAUCUAUACCUUUCUGUAUUUAACAUUUGAUUUCUGUGAAUUUCCAAUCUAUCUAUCUUCCAUCGUGGAUCUACGAACCUCGAAUUCGACUUUAGAUCUGCGAUUCCAAACCGACUAAUUUUGAUUCGAAAUUUGGAUUCUUGUCACUUUUUGUUUUGUUGGUUUUUGUGUUGUGGGUUUCAAGAACUUUCUGUUGAGAUGAAAGUGCCGUGUUGUUCGGUGUGCCACACGCGGUACAAUGAUGAGGAACGAGCUCCAUUGCUACUCCAUUGUGGCCAUGGAUUCUGCAAGGAGUGUCUGUCCCGGAUGUUUGCCUCCUCGCUUGACAACUCUCUCUCCUGUCCCCGCUGCCGCCAUGUAACCCUAGUGGGGAACUCCGUCUCCGCGCUGCGGAAGAACUUCGCCCUCCUCGCGGUCACCGCUACAGGAAACUCGUCUUCGGAUGAUGACGUCAGUGACGGUGAUGGUGACGUUGAAAAUGACGAAUUUGAGGAGUACGAGGAGGAUCGAAGGAGGAGCUCCAGUGCAUCGAGCUCUGGGGGUUGCUCUGUUGGCGGGGUGAUCGAGCUGGCGAGUCAUGGGGAGUUGAAAUUUUUGCAGAGGAUUGGGGAUGGGAAGAGGGCGGGGGUGGAAAUGUGGACCGCUACACUGGCGGGAGGGGCGCGUUCUGGGGGCCGGUGUCGGCAUAAGGUGGCGGUGAGGAAGGUGGGGAUUACUGAAGAUAUGGAUGUGAUGUGGGUGCAGAAUCAGUUGGAGAGUUUGAGGCAGGCGGCGAUAUGGUGUAGGAAUGUUUGUACCUUUCAUGGGGUUAUAAGGGGGGUGGAUACUUCUCUUAGUCUUGUAAUGGAUAGGUGUCAUGGCUCUCUUGAAUCAGCUAUGCAGCGCAAUGAGGGAAGGUUGACACUUGAGCAAAUUCUCAGAUAUGGAGCAGAUAUUGCCCGAGGGGUUGCUGAACUUCAUGCUGCUGGUGUUGUUUGUAUGAAUUUGAAACCGUCUAAUAUUCUUUUGGAUGUGACCGGUCAUGCUGUGGUUUCUGAUUAUGGACUUCCUGCAAUCCUUAAAAAGCCAAUAUGCAGAAAAGCUCGAGCAGAAGGGGAUUCCUCAAUAAUCCAUUCUUGUAUGGACUGCACGAUGCUUAGUCCACAUUAUACAGCUCCAGAGGCAUGGGAACCAGUGAAAAAGUCCUUGAACUUGUUCUGGGAGGAGGCUAUAGGUAUAUCUGCAGAGUCAGAUGCAUGGAGUUUUGGUUGCACCUUGGUCGAAAUGUGCACUGGGACUGUUCCUUGGGCAGGUCUGAGUGCCGAGGAAAUUUAUCGUACUGUAGUCAAGGCUCGAAAAUUGCCUCCACAAUAUGCUAGUGUAGUUGGUGUGGGAAUACCGAGGGAGUUGUGGAAGAUGAUUGGGGAAUGCUUACAGUUCAAACCAUCUAAGCGGCCCACUUUCAGUGCAAUGCUAGCCAUAUUUCUUCGUCAUCUACAAUCACUGCCUCGAAGCCCUCCUGCAAGUCCUGAAAACGACGUGGAGGCAUGUUCCACUACGAACUUGAUUGAGCCUUCCCCAACAUCUGUCUUGGAGGUGUAUCCCUAUAACCCUAAUCAACUGCAUCGACUGGUUUCUGAGGGGGAUUUGAAUGGUGUAAGAAACUUUCUUGCGAAAGCUGCAUCAGGAGCUGGUAGCAAUGCAGUAUCUUCAUUACUAGAAGCACAGAACAAUGAUGGGCAGACUGCUCUCCACCUUGCUUGUAGAAGAGGGAGUGUCGAACUUGUUGACGCUAUUUUGGAGUACAAGGAGGCCGAUGUAGAUAUUCUUGACAAAGAUGGGGAUCCUCCACUUGUCUUUGCUUUGGCAGCUGGAUCUCCUGAGUGUGUUCGUGCCCUUAUAAGAAGAAAUGCGAAUGUGAAAUCUAGAUUGAGGGAAGGAUGUGGCCCUUCUGUAGCUCAUGUUUGUGCAUACCAUGGUCAACCUGAUUGCAUGCGCGAAUUAUUAAUAGCCGGAGCUGAUCCUAAUGCUGUCGAUGAUGAAGGUGAAUCCGUGCUGCACAGAGCUAUUACGAAGAAAUAUACCGACUGCGCUUUGAUUAUAUUGGAACACGGGGGUUCUAGAUCAAUGAGUGUUCGGAAUUUAAAGGACAUGACACCCUUGCACCUUUGUGUAGCAACAUGGAAUGUGGCUGUUGUGAGAAGAUGGAUUAAAGUUGCUACCACUGAGGAGAUAGCUGUUGCAAUAAAUAUACCAAGCCCUGUUGGCACAGCCUUAUGUAUGGCUGCAGCCGCUAAGAAAGACCACGAAAUAGAGGGAAGAGAAUUGGUGCGGCUAUUGCUUUCUGCUAGAGCUGACCCAACUGCUCAAGAUGCUCAACAGAGAACUUCUUUGCAUACAGCUGCUAUGGCUAAUGAUGUGGAGCUGGUGCAGAUUAUUCUGGAUGCUGGAGUUGAUGUCAACAUUCGUAAUGCGCACAAUACAUUACCUCUUCAUGUGGCUUUGGCUCGAGGUGCAAAAUCUUGCAUAGGCCUGCUUCUGUCGGCUGGAGCUGACUAUAAUUUCCAGGAUGAUGAAGGUGAUAAUGCUUUCCACAUAGCAGCUGAUGCAGCUAAGAUGAUUCGUGAAAAUCUCGAAUGGAUUAUUCAUAUGCUUAAGUGUCCAGAUGCUGCUGUUAAUCUGAGGAACCACAGUGGUAAGACCUUAAAAGAUUUUCUAGACGCCCUUCCUCGAGAAUGGAUUUCUGAAGAUCUGAUGGAGGCACUUUUGGAUAAGGGGGUACAACUGUCUCCUACAAUCUAUGAUAUUGGUGAUUGGGUGAAAUUUAGAAGAAGCGUCACUGCUCCAAAGUAUGGCUGGCAAGGUGCAAAACAGAAAAGUGUUGGUUUUGUACAGAGUAUCCCUGACAAGGAUCAUCUGAUAAUAUCAUUUUGCACCGGAGAGGCUCGUGUUUUGAUGAAUGAAGUUAUAAAAGUAAUUCCACUUGACAGGGGACAGCAUGUGAAACUUAAGCAAGAUGUCAAGGAACCAAGGUUUGGAUGGCGGGGCCACUCACGUGACAGCAUAGGAACUGUACUUUGUGUUGAUGAUGAUGGGAUAUUGCGGGUUGGAUUUCCAGGGGCCUCUAGGGGAUGGAAGGCUGAUCCUUCAGAGAUGGAAAGAGUAGAAGAAUACAAAGUUGGGGAUUGGGUUCGUAUACGUCCAUCUCUUACCACGGCCAAACAUGGCUUGGGUUCUGUCACACCAGGCAGCAUAGGUAUAGUAUACUGUAUUAGACCUGAUAGUAGUUUGUUGCUAGAACUAAGCUACCUUCCAAAUCCGUGGCAUUGUGAGCCAGAAGAGGUUGAGCAUGUUGAACCUUUCAGGAUUGGCGACCGAGUAUGUGUUAAACGCUCUGUUGCAGAACCAAGAUAUGCUUGGGGGGGCGAGACUCAUCAUAGUGUGGGAAGAAUAAGUGAAAUAGAGAGCGAUGGCCUCUUAAUGAUUGAAAUUCCCAACCGGCCAAUUCCUUGGCAAGCUGAUGCCGCUGACAUGGAAAAAGUGGAGGAUUAUAAGGUACGGGAUUGGGUUAGAGUUAAAGCUUCGGUCUCCUCUCCCAAAUAUGGAUGGGAAGAUGUCAACAGACAUAGCAUUGGAGUUAUCCAUAGCCUGGAGGAAGAUGGUGACAUGGGUGUUGCCUUUUGCUUUAGAAGCAAGCUCUUUUCUUGUUCUGUGACUGAUAUGGAGAAGGUGGCUCCUUUUGAAGUUGGGCAAGAGAUUCAUGUGAUGCAAUCUAUUUCGGUGCCACGGCUUGGGUGGUCUAACGAAUCUCCAGCUACUGUCGGGAAAAUUGUGAGAAUUGACAUGGAUGGGACAUUAAAUGUGAGAGUAGCUGGCAGAUCCAGCCUGUGGAGAGUUUCCUCUGGCGAUGCUGCCUGUCUGUCAGGGUUCGAAGUGGGUGAUUGGGUGCGAUCAAAACCCAUUUCCGGAGCUAGACCAAGUUAUGACUGGAGCAGUAUAGGAAAGGAAGGUGUAGCAGUUGUCCAUAGUGUACAAGAUAAUGGUUAUUUAGAGCUGGCUUGUUGCUUUCGUAAAGGGAAGUUGCAUGCUCAUGACACAGAUAUGGAGAAGAUCCCAAGUCUCAAGGUUGGGCAGUAUGUUAAAUUUCGUGCUGAACUAGCAGAGCCAAGAUGGGGUUGGAGAGGAGCCAAUCCGAAUUCUCGAGGCAUUAUUACCAGUGUUCAUGCUGAUGGAGAAAUAAGAGUUGCAUUUUUUGGGUUGCCAGGGCUAUGGAAAGCAGACCCUGCUGACUUGGAGAUUGAGGCAGUGUUUAAUGUGGGCGAGUGGGUGAGAUUGAAGGAUGGUGCUGGAGAUUGGAAAUCUAUCGGGCCCGGCAGUAUAGGGGUAGUACAGGGACUAGGAUAUGAGGGUGAUGAAUGGGAUGGAACUGUUUCUGUUGGGUUCUGUGGAGAGCAGGAAAAAUGGAUGGGAGUCAUCUCUAAUCUUGAAAAGGUUGAUAAGCUAUUUCUUGGACAAAAAGUAAGAGUAAAAUUCUCAAUCAACCAACCAAGGUUUGGCUGGUCAGGUCAUAGUCAUGCUAGUGUUGGGACAAUAACAUCGAUUGAUGCAGACGGCAAGCUGAGAAUUUAUACACCAACGGGUUCAAAGGCUUGGAUGCUAGACCCAUCUGAAGUUGAGGUGGUUGAGGAAGAGGAGAUCCAUAUUGGAGAUUGGGUUAAGGUUAAGGAAUCAAUAACAAACCCAACUCAUCAAUGGGGAGAGGUGACUCCUUCCAGCAUUGGUGUGGUACACCGCAUGGACGAUGGGCAGCUUUGGGUGGCAUUUUGCUUCUUGGAAAGGCUUUGGCUUUGUAAAGCAUCAGAAAUGGAAAAAAUUAGGCAGUUUAGGGUUGGGGACAAGGUAAAGAUUAGAGAAGGGUUGGUGGCCCCGCGAUGGGGUUGGGGAAUGGAAACUCAUGCAAGCAAGGGAGAAGUGGUGGGGGUUGACGCUAACGGGAAGUUGAGGAUAAAGUUUAGAUGGAGAGAAGGGAAACCAUGGAUUGGAGACCCUGCUGAUAUAGUACUUGAUGAAACCUAGAAAACCAUGGAGAAGGUAGCAAUUCAAAUCAUUAUCACAGGCAGGUUUUGGAAGUUUGGCCCCUCAAUUUUUUCGGAGUGGUUCAAAUAUCCUGUUAAUGCCGUGCAUCAUCCAGUAUAUAUGCUCAUUAGCAUGUAUUUAUUGUAUGGAUGAUGGGAUUAUCGGCCGAAGUUAUUGUUAAUAAAGAGGGGAUGGUUGAUCAGUGGGCGUGGGCGUGGGCUCGGGCUCAUUUCACUGUUAUUUACUAGGUAAAUACAUGGGGCAAGAAGUAGCAGUAUACCAUUUGUAUUGCAUUGUUUUAUGUCAAAUAGUCCCUUUGAGCUUCAGGGUAAAUAUAUAUACUUAUAUAGAGGUACUGAAAUUUUGUACAAAUUAGUUGCCAUGAUCAAGUUAUCAGCCUUCUCUUG